Molecule: messenger RNA, 1290 nt
Organism: Filobasidium floriforme
Lineage: Eukaryota; Fungi; Basidiomycota; Tremellomycetes; Filobasidiales; Filobasidiaceae
Exons: 7
Coding region: 44-1063 (339 amino acids)
Source: RefSeq, a predicted model, not a curated record
AGUCGAUAUUUAGGCCGCACUCGAUUUCGAACCGUGUCGAGAGAUGUUUUCUCGGACCCUGAGCCUCCUCCUGCUCGCAUGUGCAACUAUCGCCGCUCCUCUCGAAUCUCGCGAGAACAGCUUGAUCAAGCGGGCGUGCCCUAGUACCGCUGGUGAUGCGCCCUAUAGUUUCGAUUGCGGGGCUUACACUUCGACUGUAACGUGCCCUACCGGCAUCACGGGGAGAGACAUAGUAUUCCUUGUCCACGGGACCACGUCCACGGGCGAAGAGACCUGGCAGACAGGCCCCUAUGUCCAGCUGCUACCGUCAUACGGCGACGGAUAUGAUGUUUGCUACGUCACUAUACCUGGCCGGUCACUCGACGACGCUCAAGUCAACGCAGAGUACGUGGCUUAUAACAUUCAGGACCUGGCGGGCAAGUCGGCAAACGGAAAGGUCUACGUUAUCGGGCACUCUCAGGGGAACCUGAACAUCCAGUGGGCUUUGGCAUUCUGGCCAUCUUUGAGGCCCCUUGUGUCUGGGUUCGGCAGUAUCGCUGGGGACUUUUUCGGUACCGCCGAGGGCCCUCUGGUCUGCCUCCCUCAAAUGCUUUUGCAGGGCGGUUGUGGACCUUCAGUAAUCCAGCAAACCAUCGGCUCCAACUACCUCGCGGCCCACAAUCGUCGAGGUGGUUCGGCAUUGGUUCCGACCCUCUCAGUCUACACAAUCACGGACGAUGUGAUCCAGCCCGAGAUCAUUAACCCUACCAGCGCCUUGCCGGGAGCUACCGUGGCGUCGGCGCAAGAGCUCUGCAGCUUGCUGAGAAUCGAGGAUCAUUUCACAUUAACCGUCAGCCCUGUCGCCUUCCACUUUAUUGCCGAUACGAUACAGCACGGCGGAGUACCGGAUCGCUCUCGUUUCGAAUCGCGCUGGUGCUCCUACCUAACCGAUGGGAUCGAAAACCCUGACCUAUUCAAACAGACCGCGGGUCUUCAACGUCAGAUUUUCAAAGACACCAUCACCCUCCUCAGCAAUGUUCCGAGAACCAAUUCCGAGCCUGUGAUCAAGCCUUACGCUGCAUAGUCGGAGCUACACCUUUAAAUCACUGAAUUCUUCAUGUAACGCUUUGAAAUCGAAGCUAAGCUCUAUCGUCCCACGAUGGUAACCGCGUAUCGACAUCAAUCGACUGAUUAAUACCGCCGGUUUUGGUAAAGCAAGAAACACCCGUGUCUGUUCGUCUGUAUUCCCGCGGAUGGCGAAUGUCCGAUUACAUCAUGUGGCCAGAUCAAGCACAAUAAUUGUCAUCCUUG